Messenger RNA from Hyposmocoma kahamanoa, 2931 nucleotides. It is a transcript of the gene Agps, whose product is annotated as alkyldihydroxyacetonephosphate synthase. Gene Ontology annotation, biological process: lipid biosynthetic process. The transcript is spliced from 11 exons. The coding region runs from base 57 to 1988 and encodes 643 amino acids. Gene Ontology annotation, molecular function: FAD binding; alkylglycerone-phosphate synthase activity. NCBI's taxonomy places the organism in Eukaryota, Metazoa, Arthropoda, Insecta, Lepidoptera, Cosmopterigidae. The record is from RefSeq and is a predicted model, not a curated record.
AAAAUUCGUACCAAUUGUCGACCGACACAAAUCUAUAAUCGUCGCCUCAUGUAAAAAUGUCAGCUGCAACAAACAGCACGAAAAGCAUCAAAGUAAACGUGAAUAAUUCUAGUGAAAAUACAGGGCGGACUGUUGAAGAAAAUAAGGACAAAAGUAUGAGUGAUAAAAGCAAAAAAAACGAUUCGAGUAUGAAUAGUAGCACAGUUAUAAAAGUAAAAAGUGUUAUCCCUAGACGUAGGCAAGAUCUUCUAAAAUGGUACGGCUGGGGCUACAAGGACUCCAUGUUUCGUUUGCUCGAGGGAAGACCGACUUUCACAGGAGACAGAUAUGCAAUUGCAGGUAAACACUUAGCAAACUUCAUGGAAUUCGUCACAAAUACAUUCGACAUAACCUCGGACUCACAAGCGAAAGAAGCUGUCCUUCCAAAAACAUUCCCAGAGAGCAUAUUACCGCCCAACAUUCGGCAAGAACUUGAGAGUAUAUCACUGGUCAGCGUGGAGGGCUUGGACAGAUACAUACGGGCACAUGGACAGACCUUGAAAGACAUGGUGAACACUUGGCAAAACACAUUCAAACGAAUACCCGACGCUGUCAUAUGGCCGGAGAAUCAUGAACAGGUGGUGCAAAUAGUAGAGUGCGCAUCCAAGCACAACUUUGUUAUUAUUCCAUUCGGUGGAGGCACUUCAGUGUCUGGGUCCAUCACCUGCCCAGAGCACGAGAGCAGGCCCAUCGUUGCGCUCGACACGAGCGACAUGAAUUCUAUACUAUGGAUUGACAAGGAACAGCUGUUGGCCAGAUUGCAGUCCGGCAUCGUCGGGCAAGACCUCGAACGUGAAAUGCGAGCGCGAGGUUUCACAGUGGGCCACGAACCCGACUCGUACGAGUUCUCGACAGUCGGCGGUUGGGUGGCUACCAGGGCAAGCGGGAUGAAGAAAAACACGUACGGAAACAUUGAAGACCUUCUCGUGCAGACCAAGACGGUGACACCGCAAGGGGUGAUAGAAAAGGGAUGUCGCGUGCCUCGGAUGUCCUGCGGACCAGAUUGGGAGCACGUCAUCAUGGGGUCUGAAGGAUGCUUCGGUGUCAUCACUGAGGUGACGAUAAAAAUCCGUCCACUACCACCUAUCACCCGCUAUGGGUCGCUGGUGUUCCCUGACUGGGAGUCAGGGUUCUAUUUCGAGCGGGAAGUGGCUCGACAGCGCCUGCAACCAUCUAGUAUAAGACUCAUGGACAAUGAACAGUUCCGUUUCGGCCUGGCGCUCAAGACGGAGACCACGUGGGGUGGAGUGAUCCUAGAUGGUCUUAAAAUGAUGUAUCUAACCCGCAUCAAGGGAUUCGAUCCAGACAAAUUAUGCGUUGUAACUCUACUCAUGGAGGGCACUGCCGAAGAAGUAGUCGAACGGCACAAGAAGCUGAACAGCAUUGCCGCAAAAUGGGGAGGAGUGCCCGCCGGGGCCACAAAUGGGGAACGAGGAUAUACCCUUACUUUUGUCAUUGCUUAUAUAAGGGACCUGGGUCUCCAAUACGACGUGGUGGCGGAGUCGUUCGAGACGUCAGUCCCGUGGGACCGUACCCUUGCGCUGUGCACAAACGUAAAGAGGCGCGUCAGCGAAGAAUGCCAAUCGCGCGGCAUCAGGCAUUACCUUGUCUCAUCCAGAUUAACGCAAACAUACGACGCCGGUUGCUGCAUCUACUUCUACUUCGCAUUCAACAGCCGCGAGUGCAGUAGCGACGCGGUCACCGUCUAUCAUGAAAUCGAGGAGGUUGCUAGGGACGAGAUCAUUGCUUCGGGAGGAUCAAUAUCGCACCACCAUGGAGUGGGUAAACUUCGCAAGAAAUGGUACACAGACACAGUGAGCAGUCCUGGUCGCCAGCUCUUGCUUGCAACAAAGAAUGCAUUAGACCCUGACAACAUCUUCGCUUUAGGAAACAUGGCACUUGGAGAAAAUACAAAUAGUGCGGACCCAACAAUAAAAAGCAAACUUUAAAUAAAACCAAACGAAUUUGUCAGCGGCAUCUUAGGAUGUAGAUACUUGAUUAUUAUUAUAAUUGUGUAAGUGAACAUUUGUUAGCAUGUUUUUGCUAAGGCCUUCAUAUACAGGACGAUUUGUAUUCACGAUUAGUCAUUUCAGACUAAUUCGCAACGAGGACUCGAUAGUGUCUGUUUAUGUCUUUAACGACUACCUUGAACGCCAGUAGAGUACCGACAGAUCGAUGCGAUAUCGGGACGAUCGAUCGAGCAAUUUUUUGUGUAUGGGGCCUUGGCCUUUAGCAAGGUUGGGGUUGUGGUAUGGCCUAUAUCGAUACCGGGUCGAUUAUCCGGCCCUCUAUUUAGUAGAGUGAAAAUAAUUGUAAGCAUUCGUUUAGACACGGUACACCACCGUUCGCCAAAGUUCAAAAUGAGCUGACAGCUUAUUAAAAGUUAUUUUCAGCACUCUGUAAUUAAAAACCUAUUUAUUGUACACACGUGGAAUUUUAUAUCUAAUAAAACACAGAAUCCCAAAAUUUUGUAAAGUGAGGUCAAGUUAAGAUCUGAAGAAUAUCGCCGCUUGACCAAAACUCUGAACCACUUACAGUUGACUGAAAUUUGGCAUGGAGUCAAGUCGUUGAACAUACAUGUAACAAACAAGCGUAAAAUAGCAUGUUGUGACCAGAAAAAACAAGCGUAAUUGAAUACUAACAACUACAAUAUUUAUUUCUUCGACGGGACGGGACCGCAAAAGAUUUCGUGAAGUAUAGCCGACACACAUACUCCAAUUUUCUGUAUUUCCCUUUCUACCAAACAUGGAAUAACUGUUAUUUUCGUGUCACGUCAAACACUUCUUCGGUAUCUCGUAUAACCAGAUACGUAGUACGCUUAACUUCUUGAUUUUUUUACUCAACUAAUAGGUACCUACCUAUUUUGUUAUAAACAAUACGACUAGACAUGCA